GACGGCAAGUAGUACAAUGUAGUAGGACCCCACACUUCUUUGCCUUGUUUCCGUUUUAUGGUUAAACUAUGGUGGUAGUGUUGUCAUUCAGUCAAUCAUGGGUCGUACAACAACCAUGCAUCCUUGAGAAUGGGUAGAAACAUUUUUUACACACGGAACGAAGUGAUGAUUUAGUCAAAGGGUUUGAGGUGCAGAAGUUAUUUUUAGACCAAAGAGACACUCGUAUUCAUUUUCAAAGAUUAUUGUUACAACAAACGUCAAGUUGGCAGGUAACCCAUCGUGCAAGCUAUUAACUGAGCUGCAAUAUAAGGAAAUGUCAUCAACAGAAACACAAGGAGAAGAGGUUUGUUCUUCUGCACUACAGGAAGACGCAACUUCAUCAGUCUCCCAAGAUAAACAAGAACCGCCGACUUCAGAACCUGAAGCCCAAGGUGUGGAAGCUGAAACUAAUGAAGUUUUAGAACCGACUGCAACAAGCAGCAAGAAAACACCCAAGUGUCGUUUCUUUAAGAAAAGCGGCAAGUGUCGUUUUGGAGAGGGAUGCAAAUUUGCACAUGAGCUUCAAGAAGGUUCACCAAGAGAUGUUUCUAGAGGAGCGAUCUCGUCUGGAGGGAGCGAAGAUGUGGGUCAGCCUGAAACAACCCCCCAGGGAAAGCCUGAUGCCACCUCUCUGGGAAAGCCUGUAUCAUCGGCAGCAGAGGCAGAGAAGAAAGCCUGUCGGUUUUACUUGAAAGGAUCGUGCCGUUCCGGCCAGAGGUGCAAGUUCCUCCACGAAAAGAAAAAAGCCAUCAAUAAGACGGAUGUUUCCUCCAAAAAAGAUGAAACUACCGGAGGUACCCCGAGAGAAGAGCCGUCCGAUCUAAAGUCCGGGGAUGCGAAGACGAAGAAAGAGAAACCCCAAAAGAUCUGCCGCUUCUUCAAGGCUGGUCACUGCAACGCCGGAGAACGGUGUAAAUUCCGUCAUCCAGAGGAUUAUCAUGAUCAAGCUGCCCAAGCCAAGGCGGCGAAGUUGGAAAAAGUGAGGGCCACAGAAAGAAAGCCCAAUGUCCCUCAGACUGCGCUGAUGACCAUGAAGAUCGCAGAUGCUAGCGUUGAGGAUUUACAGAAGUUGAGAGAGACGGAGAUUACGCAGUUGAUGAAAAGAUUCACUGAAGAGUGUUUGACAGUGAUGGAGAAUGAAGGAGAGAGUGUUUACAGAGUUACCGUCAACCCUACAGACCCUGACUGGCCUUUUGAUGUUCGAGACUUUGAGUUAGAGGUGACAUUCCCAGCCUCGUAUCCUGUUGAUCCGUUUACAGUCACUAUGCCUGAAGAUCAAGUACUUCCUAACACAGUUCUAGAGCACAUGGGUGAAAGCAUUAGCGAGUGGGUACUAGCCAGACACGGAACCAAUCAAAUCUCAGGGAAAGUGGAAUUGAUGUUCCGUCCAUUCUUAAGAUGGUUGGACAGAGGUCUUGAGAGGAUGUUCACUGAUGCAGCAAAGAAGUUCAAGAAAGUAGUGGAUGCCAAGGUAGCUGGUUUUGAGUUUGUGGCCUACUCAAAACAGCCGCCACAACAGAGUGAGAACACCAAUGCUCCACGUUACGACGAUUCUGUUCUCGGUCCAGAGGGAGUAACCAUUGCACUUGAAAGAUCUACACUAUCGGACCAGGGUGCAGUAGAUGAUGACCAGUCUACCGAUGCAGUAUUAGGUGUCACACCCUCUGAAGAGAAAACCACAAAGCAUGAUGACAUUUCUAAUGUUCAGCGCAAAGGAACGGAGAUCAAACUGAGCGGACUCCAGCUGUCGGAGAGUUUAUCGACCCUGGUAGCGCAGAAAAUUGGUGUUACCAUUCAGUGCACACGGUGUAAGAGCAGUUGUGACGUCAUCACGCCCCCGAGGCGACUGAACUCGGCUCGCUGCGGGAAAUGCCAUCAUCAGCAACUGGUGACCUUCAGGCCAAGCCUCAUUCAUCACUUCUCAUCGACCUUGGGGUUUCUGGACCUCGAAGGAUGCACGACCUUUGAUCUCUUAUCGACCGAAUGCAUCUUCGCCAUUGGAUGUCUUAAUUGCUCGGAAGAAGCAAAAAUUGAGGGGUUACAGUUUGGACAGAUCAAGGCCCACUGGUGUGAGAAAUGCCAUGCCAAGAUGACGGUUCAAAUGGAAACAGCAAAAUUCCAGCGUCUGCAAGCAUCAGACUGUCUUCCCGCAGACAAAGCACACGUCAUCCCAGUGAAGUCCAUAAGAAAACAAGUCCACCCAGACAUCCAUGAAGGCCAUCCACUUCCGCAGAACGGCACCUGCAAACACUACAAGAAGAGCUUCCGCUGGCUGCGCUUUCCCUGCUGCGGCAAGUGCUACCCUUGUGAUGAGUGUCACGGUGCGUUGGAGACGGACCAUGAGAUGAAGUAUGCUACACGUAUGAUCUGUGGCUUCUGCUGCAAAGAGCAGCAAUUCUCACCGGAUAAACCCUGCAUCUCGUGUAACUCCCUGACCACCAGAGGAAGGACAACUCACUGGGAGGGAGGUUUGGGAUGUCGAAAUAAGACCAAGAUGAGCAAAACAGAUAAACAGAAGUACAGUAACAUCUCCAAGACAGUCUCAAGGAAACAGCAGAACAUACAAAACGACAAGAAAGCCGUGAAAUAAAGGUGUAAACUCAACUCAGGCCCUUUGUCCAGUACGAGCAUUAUUAUUAACUGUUUACUAAAAGAGUAAUUUCAUAGUAUUUUGCCGGUACAGAGUGUUACUUUCCAUCCUGUAGUUUCUGUUAUCAAAAGCAACAAUGUGGGAAAUAUUGAUAGCUGAAUAAUAAUGAUAAUAGACCAAAAUUUGUAUCCAGGUAGGUCCAAAAUUUAAAAAAUCAGA
Asterias rubens (European starfish) is the source of this 2848-nucleotide messenger RNA. RefSeq lists its product as uncharacterized. Gene Ontology annotation, molecular function: zinc ion binding. The record is from RefSeq and is a predicted model, not a curated record. The coding region runs from base 314 to 2629 and encodes 771 amino acids. NCBI's taxonomy places the organism in Eukaryota, Metazoa, Echinodermata, Asteroidea, Forcipulatida, Asteriidae. The transcript is spliced from 10 exons.